AGAGAAAAACUGGUUUAAAAAUUAAAUGAGGAAAGAAAGGCGUGAGAUAGCAGCCAGCUGAAUCAUCUUAAUUGGUUCCAUUCUCAUCAACCCAAGCUUUGACACAAAUCUGCUUCCCCUGUUCAUACGGAGCUUGCGCUUUGAUUUAAGAAUGUCAACACACUGAGUUUCCCUUUUGACUCGUUUUCAACUCAACGAUCUUCCCUUCCUCCCUCUUUUCGCCAUGAAAAACGCUUCCAUCAAAGGCCUUGAAGUCUUCGAUUUCACCGAAGAAGACGAGCUUCCUGAAUUGAUCUCCGAGAAGCACCUCACCAAAUUCAAAAACCCUAAUCUCGAAUCUAACGCUGUUUUCAAGUAUGAAUUUCUCGAAUGUGGGAAGGAGAUUGAAAAUACACAUAUGGAUGUUGAUUUGGACGAACGUAAACUUGGCUGUGACAAUGGAAUUUCAUGUAAUCCUUCAAGCACAACUAAAGAGCAACAAGUCAUGGAAGAAGAGAAAUAUCGAUCGGAUGCCAAUACAGAAUCAAAAGUGAAUUGCCAUUCCCAAGAUAUGCUAAUGCAAAUAGAUAAUCAUGUGACCCAAAGUCAGUGCUCUGAACUUGGAAAGAUUGUAUCUAGCUCUCAAAGUCCUGUCCUGGGGUUAAAUUGCACUCUUCCUGAGUUUCCUGCUGAACAGCAGCAUGUUGAUGGACUUUCAGAUCCUAAUGGAAGCAUGAAAGGGAGUUCUCCAAUGAGCCCUCCUUCAGAAACUGUAGAGGAUGGUGUUUUGUUGAACGGGAAGUCCUCGGACAAUUGCUCAUCUGACAAUGAAAAGGAUGAUCUUAACGAGGAGGUUGUCCUUUAUCCUGAUUAUAUUGUAUGUGGAGAUUUUUACUGUGCCAGUCCAUCGUUAACCUUUUCACAUAAUGGCAUCAAAAUUAAUGGUUUUGCUGAUUAUGGAAGCAAUGAGUUCCUUAACCUUGAAUGGAGAGUUGAUGAUCUCAUUCAUAUUGAGUCUCAGUGCUUUCAAAGGGUUGAAUAUGUGAUGAUCAAGCUCCAUGUUAUAUCGAAGGAUGCUGGUGAAUGUGAUAAUGCGUGUGACACUUCUGGCAUUAAGGAAGUGAAGAUUGUUCUUGUUGAUUCUUACUGGCCUGAGAAACAGCAAAAAAUCAAAUCUUUGGAUUCCAGAUACAUGGCUAUUUGGAAUAUUUCUCUUGAUGUGGGAACAGGAACUGACGAUGAUGAUUUGGGUGGGCAGAGACAUUAUUUCCCCAACUUUGAUGAACCUUUUGAAGAAGUUGUCUAUCCCAAAGGAGAUCCAGAUGCCGUCUCUAUUAGUAAGCGAGACGUUGACUUGCUGCAACCAGAGACAUUUGUCAAUGAUACAAUAAUUGACUUCUACAUCCAGUACUUGAAGAGCCAGAUAGAUCCCAAGGAGAAGCAUAGAUUUCACUUCUUCAAUAGUUUUUUCUUUAGGAAGCUGGCAGACCUCGACAAAGAUCCAUCUAGUGCUUCGGAUGGCAGAGCGGCCUUUCUGCGUGUUCGGAAAUGGACACGGAAAGUGAAUUUAUUUGAUAAGGAUUAUAUCUUCAUUCCUAUAAACUUCAACCUUCACUGGAGCUUAAUGGUCAUAUGCCACCCGGGUGAAGUGGCUAGAUGUAGCGAUGAAGAUCUGAUGAAGUCGAUGAAAGUACCGUGUAUAUUGCAUAUGGAUUCUAUUAAAGGAAGUCAUGGAGGUCUUAAAAAUCUCAUCCAAAGUUAUUUGCUGGAAGAAUGGAAAGAGAGAAACAAGGAGUCACCUGAAGAUAUUUCAACAAAAUUUAAGAACCUUCGGUUUCUCCCAUUAGAGCUUCCGCAGCAGGAAAAUUCAUUUGAUUGUGGAUUGUUUUUGCUCCACUAUCUAGAACUUUUUCUGGCAGAAGCUCCUCUUGAUUUCAGCCCGUUCAAAAUCUCCAAGCUUUCAAAAUUUCUUAAUGUGGAUUGGUUCCCACCUGCUGAGGCCUACCUCAAGCGAACUUUAAUACAGAGAUUAAUUUUUGAAAUCCUUGAAAACCGAUCUCGAGAAAUGUCCACAGCUGCUUGCAGUGAUGAACUCUUGUCUAAAUUUCCAUCCAGUAAUGAGGAUGACACUGGUGUGGAGUUUCUUCCGGAAAAUGGAAGCCCAGCCGUGGCGUUCAAUAACAAUUUGUCAAGCUCACAAGCUGCUGAUGGCAUUGAAAUUACUCUAUUAUCUGAAUCUUCCAACCGACACAACCAUUUUAUUGACAGUUCUGGCUUGGUUGUCAGAGAAUUAUUUGAACCAGGCGCCUCUAAUGGAUCGUUACUGGGAAACUAUCAAUCUUUUGCUCAAACAUCAUCGUAUUUUGAUUCAAAUGGUACUGUGCUGGAGGAGGACGCAGAUGCAGAAACUGGAGACCGUUUCAUGUACUUACCUCCAGAACAGGAUGGUUUGCAGCCAAUUGAUGCAAUGACAUCUCAAGCUUGUCGUUUUCAAUGUUCAUCAAGAAGUCUUGAGUCCGACCCAGCUUUUGACCUAUGCAUGUCUAUUCAACCAGAGCAUGGUGGAGGCGUUGCCUCAUCCCCGCCAGAUGAUUUGGAAGAUAUGGGAAUCAUUGAACGUUGCAAUAUCAGGGAAACAAGUCCUGGUAACAAUGAAGAAGGGAACAGAAAAAGGCCUCAAACGAUCGAGAAGGAGAAUCUGGAACCUGUAGCAGAAUGCCCUACGUCUGCCACUACCACGUUGCAAGAUGUUGAUCCAAUUCUCGUUUCACAAGAUACCAACGAGGAAAAUAUCAGUUCUGAUGAUCCCAUGUAUAAAGAGACUCUUGUUGCAUCGUUGCAUCUAGACAAAGACAUAACAACCAACACAGAUGUUGAACAUGAUGACGCACUGGUGGUUGUUUCGGUUACACAGGUGGACUUAGACGUGCAACCCCCUGCCAAAAAACCAAGGCAUUCCCCGCACCACGAAGAAGCAAGUAACAACGAUGUAAGGGAAGGUUUGUCGGAUGUUAGAUGAAAGGCUGCCCUUAUAUUUGUAAAUGAUAAUUUGACUAGUGUUUGGUUUGCCAUGCUGUCAAUAUUGUUAUGGCUCCAUAUCAACUUAAUUAAAAUACCGAUAGAAAAUUCAUUUGGGUAAGGUUGAUGUGCCCAUGUUCAUGUUAGUUAUAUCAAGGAUUAGUUUUAUUUCCUCUA
Cucumis melo (muskmelon) is the source of this 3174-nucleotide messenger RNA. Its product is annotated as probable ubiquitin-like-specific protease 2B. The coding region runs from base 224 to 2998 and encodes 924 amino acids. The transcript has 16 exons. Gene Ontology annotation, molecular function: cysteine-type peptidase activity. The record is from RefSeq and is a predicted model, not a curated record. Gene Ontology annotation, biological process: proteolysis. NCBI's taxonomy places the organism in Eukaryota, Viridiplantae, Streptophyta, Magnoliopsida, Cucurbitales, Cucurbitaceae.